AGGGUCUCGUUGAAAUUAUGUCCUCCUCGUCCGAGGUAGAGGAGAGUAGCCCCGAGGGAGCGUCGGAAUCAGACGCCGUGGAGUCAAUCGCCCCCACUACGAGCUUGAAGAGAAUCAGAACGACGAGGAGAGGAAUCUCAGGGGCUACUGACAGCGCGAUCUUUGCCAACUCCGAUGAUGCCAACAAGGUGGAUUUGCCGAGGUUGUUGCACAUGAACGAUUUCCAAGUCUCCGGCUUCCGAGGGAACCCUGUCGUGAUCGGUCUGUCGCUGCUGGGAACUCUCAUACUUGUCAUUAUAGCCGUUGCGAAGAAGGAUGAAUUUUUCUCGCAUACGGUGAUCACCAAGAGGUGGAUCACGAAUAACUUCACCUGGCUGUUUAUCGGCGCGCAGAACAUCUGGGUCUUGUUCAUAGCGUACAUCUGGCUCAUCCCCAAGUAUGGAUCGAUGAAGCUUGGGCACGAGGACACCAAACCUGAUUACAACACCGUCACCUGGUUUAUGAUGAUGUUCGGAACGGCGGGAACAGGAACUGGCCUUGUAUAUUACGGUGUUGGGGAGCCCAUUCUGCAUCUGGGAUACAAUAGAUACGUAGCUCGGGGAUACCUGACCUUCGACGAGAUCUCGCAGACGUCAAUCAACCUGGCGUACUAUCACUGGGGGAUCCACGCAUGGAUGUGCUACACCAUCGUCGGCCUGUCUACGGGAGUCGCGGCCUAUCGCCUUGGGCUUCCGCUCACUAUCCGCUCGUGUUUCUUCCCGAUCUUCGGGAAGAUGGUGUUUGGCUGGUUCGGAGAUGUAGUCGACACUCUGUCUGUAUUCACAACUCUCUUUGCAAUCUGCAUCAGCAUGGGGGUUGGAGCAAUCCAGAUCAAUACGGGUCUGAACAUGCUGUUCAACGUGAAUCAGAGCACGGGAGUCAAGGUGAUCCUGAUCGCGCUCAUGACCGUCCUUGGCGGCAUCUCAGCACACGCGGGGCUCCGGAGGGGAGUGAGGGUCCUCUCUAUUAUCUCCUUCUGUGUGAUGCUCAGCCUUCUCUUCAUGGCCCUGCUCGCCGACGACACCAAGUACCUCCUCAACCUCUUCUUCCAGUCUAUCGGCCACCACAUCCACACCUUCAUCGUGCUGGGUUCCCACACAGACGCCUUUGCCCAGCUCGGGAUCUCCGUCGACAAGAAGUCCGGCCCGCAGAUCUGGAUGGACUGGUGGACUAUCUUCUACUGGAGCUGGUGGGUAUCCUGGUCGCCAUUUGUGGGAAUGUUCAUUGCGAGGAUCUCCAAGGGGAGGACUAUCAAGGAGGUUAUCAAUGCUUCUUUGACAGGACCUGUCCUGUUCACGAUGGUUUGGUUCGCAGUGUUCGGGGGAGCAGGGCUGAGAAUGGAGAGGCUCGCCAUCCGUGACGGAUGUUUCGCUCGCUGCAAGAUCGUGAAGGACAACGUCGCCUUCUCCUCCGACUACUGCUCCUCCGCCCUCUACGGCAACAGCCUGGCCUCCAGCACCGCCAGGGUCGGCUACUUCGAGAUGGUCCCGUCUACUAUCAGAAACUGCUCAGACAUCCGGCAGCUGUCGACGAGGACCAUCGACGAGAUGUGGUUCGAUGUGAUAUCUCAGUACUCCAACAUCGGCAACUUCAUGAUUGUAAUCUCACUCAUCGCCAUGGUCCUUUCUGUCGUCACCACCAACGACUCCGGCUCUAUCAUCCUCAACUACAUCGGCUCCAACGGCGUCGGCGGGUCAGUGUGGUCCAGAAGCAGCUCUGGUCACUCUGGAUUGGCCUCGUGA
This is a messenger RNA of Guillardia theta CCMP2712, 1781 nucleotides long. RefSeq lists its product as hypothetical. Gene Ontology annotation, biological process: nitrogen compound transport. Gene Ontology annotation, molecular function: transmembrane transporter activity. Gene Ontology annotation, cellular component: plasma membrane. The transcript is spliced from 7 exons. The record is from RefSeq and is a predicted model, not a curated record. Lineage: Eukaryota; Cryptophyceae; Pyrenomonadales; Geminigeraceae. The coding region runs from base 18 to 1781 and encodes 587 amino acids.